CAAACACAACUCUCAGCUCACGGCGACGAGCGAGCGGGACGAGUCACCUCUCUAGUUCAGAAAGUUUUAACGCGUCAAUGUGAGAGCGCAAAGCAAAACCGGCUUCGGGGACCUCGAUGUGAAUGACCAUGGAACAAGAGGAGAGCAAAAUCUCGGUGUGGGUAUGCCGGGAGGAGAAGCUGGUGUCCGGGCUGUCCAGGCGCACCACCUGCGCGGACGUAGUUAAAGUGCUGCUGGAGGACCAGAACUUCCAGAAAGGCGCGAUGCUCACCGGACCUCCACAGUCGUACUGCAUCGUGGAGAAAUGGAGGGGGUUUGAGCGGAUUCUGCCGAAUAAAACCAAAAUCCUCCGGCUGUGGAGCGCCUGGGGCGACGAACAAGAGAACGUACGCUUCGUCCUGGUGAGGAGCGACGCGUCGCUGCCCAACAGCGGACCGAGAAGCGCAGAAGCGCGGGUCGUGCUCAGCAAAGAGAGCCCUUGCACCACCAGAGCCACCAUGCAGAUUUCACAGGACAAACAGCGGAGGAUCGUGCGGAAGGCUUUUAGAAAGUUGGACAAAAUAAACAGGAAAAAAGAGGAGGUUUCGAAAGACAAACCAUCUGCGGAGAAAAUGGAAACGCUCGUGCAUCUAAUCAUCUCGCAGGAUCAUACUAUCCGACAGCAGGUACAGCGAAUAAAAGAACUGGAUGGUGAAAUCGAAAGGUAUGAAUCAAAAGUUCACUUUGACAGAAUGAAAAUACACGGCGUGAACUACGUGCAAGACACGUAUUUGCUGGACCAAGGCUUGGAUACCGACCCCAGCGCGCACCCGGACGCGUCCUAUGCGCAGUUCGAGGAAUACGCGUCGCGCUGCGACCAAGUCAUUCAACUUCAGGAGGAACUAGCCGAGAGGGAAGCUCUAAUGGAGAUACUUACAGGCGAAAUACAAGAAGAGCUCAACCACAGGUGGAUGAGACGGCGACAGGAGGAGCUUUCCAGCAAAGACGCGGAGAGCACCGCAGAGGAAACGGUUCUCAAGGUGACUUCGGUCCCUGAGGAGCCGGUCCCAGAUGUUCCGGACCUCCUAACAGACAAUGAACUCCAAUUAGAGGAGGAGAGGAUCAAAACACAACUGGAUACGAGUUUAUACAUAGGGCUGCGCUUGAACACCGAUCUGGAGACGGUGAAGAGCGACUUGGAUAUGAGUCAGGAGCUUUUGGACGCGAAGGAAAAGGAGUUGAGGGAAUUACUCGAGAAGGUUCACCGAUUAGACGAGCUGGAAAGCAAACAGGAGGAUGAGAGCAAAGAUGACGGAGAAUCUGAACUGCCGCCUUCCGUAGACAAAGACAAUGUUUGGGUCGAGCAGGCGAGGGGACUGGCAAAAACAUGCACCAAUGAUGAUGACUCAGACACCGGGCUGAGUUCAAUGCACAGCCAGGAUUCAGAUAACGCACCUGUUUGCGAGUCACUUGUGUGACGGAACGAGUUAGAAAUCGUAAUAGGCGGGAAUCGUGAAAUUCGGCGCGAACUCAGGGAACAUUUCGCCUCUGUUGAUUUCACGAGUAUUCUCUCUUCAUAAGAGAAGAAUGCAUGUAAAUUAUACCAGUGUAGUGUUAUGAUCGCCUCACUCUCUAAUUGCCUCACUUAUACACAUGGAGAAUAGCUAGUAAGGUGCAGCUUACCAAAUUAUAACUAAUUAACCAAUGCAUAGACUGAGAUGUCCACUGUGUGCUGACUAAUGUUGUAAUAACAACACUAUGUAUUUGUUCUACGUAGCCUUAUGUUUGAAAGCUAAAAUUAGAGUUUUGUGGGUUUUUACUCUGUUUCACGUGUAUUAAAUUCCACGUCAUUCUUUAAUGCAGAAGUAAGCCUAUGGGCGAGACUUCCGGUUCAUUAGCCGCCAGCUACAUGUAAAUAACGAGAAGACAAGCAGUAAACGGUAAAACUGUUUGCACUACAAACCAGUGUUCAUAAUUAAUACAUUAAAAUAAUAUGGUGUGACACACCAAUUUGCAAUAUGAAGCAGCAAAACAAGCUGUUUUGUAUAGGUAUAAAUAGCUGAACCCAGACCCAUAAAAUUGCCCCGCCCAGUCUUAUGGGAAAAAUAAGGUGACUAUAUGUAUGGAAAAUAUAUGUGACGCUGGAUCACAAAACCAGUCAUAAGAGUCAAUUUUUUUUAAAUUGAGAUUUAUACACUAACUGAAAGCUGAAUAACUAUUUGAAAAUCUGGAAUCAGCCAAAAAAAUCUAAAUACUGGAGAAAUUGCCUUUGAAGUUGUCCAAAUGACAAAUACUCCAAAUGCAUAUUACUAAUCAAAAAUGAAGUUCAUAUAUAUUUACAGUACAAAACCUACAAAAUAUCUUCAUGUAACAUGAUCUUAAUAUCCUAGUGAUUUUUGGCAUGAAAGAAAAAAUUAUAAUUUGGACCCAUACCAUGUGUUUUUGGCUAUUGCUACAAAUAUACCUGUGCUUUUUAAGACUGGUUUUGUGGUCCAGGAUCACAUAUAUGGGAAAAUAUUGAAAAAUAUUACUCGUGGAGCAUAUUGGCUAUUUAAAAAUAAAAAGGAUGAGCCUUUAAAUAUGCCCCGCCCACACUUCCUUGUAACAGGAAAUAUGUCAACAUAGAAAUAAAAAUCUGACCAAUGCAGCUGUAGUUAAAAUCACAAAAAUGAACCAUGAUUUGCUAGUUAGUUGUUAGGGGGCGGGGCAUUUUGACUAUAUAGAGAAUCUGAUUGGAUAAAAAAAAAACAUUCAAAAACAUACAUUUUUUUAACGCUUAGCAUUUAGAAUUCCUCAAAGUUAACGCACAAGAACUAAAAACCACAAAACUCUAAUUUUGAUUAAAUGGGGUUGAGAAUUAUUUAUUGUGCAACAUUUAGGCAGAUGAAAUAUCUGCAUUAAGCAACUAUGUGCUAAUCACUUCCAUGUUCACCAGCUGACUAAAUACAGCAGAAUGAGCUUUUACUCAAGAAAUCAAUUUGCAUAACCAGGAAACAUCCUGACGGUGGGAACUAAAGCUGUGGGAAUCAAAAGGUGCGUGCGACGCUCUACUGUUUAUUCAUGCUUCUGAGGAGCUGAUGCAUGAAUGCCUGUUUGCUCACUGUAAAGAGAAAGACUGAAGCAAUUUCAACAAAACUGCUCUAAUUAAACUAAAUGUACAGUCUGCUAGA
Labeo rohita (rohu) is the source of this 3149-nucleotide messenger RNA. RefSeq names its product Ras association domain family member 10a (gene rassf10a). The record is from RefSeq and is a predicted model, not a curated record. Gene Ontology annotation, biological process: signal transduction. Lineage: Eukaryota; Metazoa; Chordata; Actinopteri; Cypriniformes; Cyprinidae. The transcript has a single exon. The coding region runs from base 123 to 1457 and encodes 444 amino acids.